UCCUGCUUGCACGCGGUUGAAGCUUACCAAGCGAUCAACCUGCCCGUUCCAGUGAAUGUAAAAUUUAUCUUCGAAGCAAUGGAGGAGAGCGGCAGUUUGGGUUUAGGUGAUUUAAUCGCGCAGCAAAAAGACAGAUUUUUUAAAAAUGUUGCUUACAUUUGCAUUUGCGAUGGCUCCUCUUUGGAGCAAAAUACCCCUUGCAUCGUGUACGGGUUAAGAGGCGUUUGUUUCUUUUACCUUACAGUCGAGUGCGCUUCGCAAGACUUACACAGUGGAAUACACGGCGGUGCAUUAAACGAAGCCAUGGCCGAUCUAGUUUAUCUACUAAACAGCUUAGUUGACAAAGAUGGUAAAAUUUUAAUCACAGACAUUUACAAGAAUGUCCUCCCUCUACAACCAGAAGAAGAGGGUAUCUACUCCAAAAUUGAGUUUGAUAUUGCAAGGUAUAGCAAAACGAUCAAUGCCACAAAGCUUCUUCACGACGACAAAGUUAAGCUCCUACUCAACGUUUGGCGUUACCCAUCUUUAUCGAUACACGGAAUUGAGGGUGCACACUCCCAACCAGGAGAAAAAUCAGUCAUACCCGCAAAGGUAACUGGAAAAUUCUCAAUUCGACUUGUAGAAAAUCAAAACGUGGAAGAAGUUCAAAGUUUGGUCACCAAGUACCUGCAUAAAAAAUGGGAAGAGCGCGGAAGGGGUACAAAAAUAAAGGUUUCAACGGGUACUGCUGGAGUUGCUUGGAGGGAAGAUACGAACCAUCCCCAUUACUCCGCCGUAAAGCGCGCUAUAAAGUCGGUUUACAACAUCGACGCCGAUUUAAUUCGUGCAGGUGGUUCGAUGGCGGUUCUAACUACCUUACAGAAAGUUUUGGGUAAGAGCAUUGUUAAUUUGACAAUAAGUGCUGGAGACGAUAACGCGCAUGCUCAGAAUGAGAAGAUAAACGUAGAGAAUUACAUUAAAGGGACUAAGGUAAUCGCCGCAUACUUACAUGAGGUGUCCAAAUUAAGCAACUGAUAUGACCACGUGGGGCUUCCAUCCUCGAGACACAAGGAG
Photinus pyralis (common eastern firefly) is the source of this 1053-nucleotide messenger RNA. Its product is annotated as cytosolic non-specific dipeptidase-like. The transcript is spliced from 4 exons. NCBI's taxonomy places the organism in Eukaryota, Metazoa, Arthropoda, Insecta, Coleoptera, Lampyridae. The record is from RefSeq and is a predicted model, not a curated record. Gene Ontology annotation, molecular function: peptidase activity. Gene Ontology annotation, biological process: proteolysis. The coding region runs from base 79 to 1014 and encodes 311 amino acids.